AUGAUCAUGGUUGUCUCGGAAAAUGCUGAUGUGGUGAAAAUGGACUCUUCUGGUCAGAGUCAAGACAAUAACAAUGUCUUAGAAGCUGAUACGAAGCCGCCAUGUUUUGAUGAUCAGAAGAUCCCUGAACCCGAUUCCUCUGUUGAGACAUCAAACCCAACAAAGGACCAGAACAGUGACGGGACUCUCGAGAGUGAGAUAAGUCGUUUGGAUAAUAAGUUUUCUAAGUUGAAUCCGAUGGCUAAGGAAUAUGUUCCAUAUUCACUUGCUCAACCCCACUUUGGGUUUGUGGGUAAUAUGGUAUGGCUUGACAACAAUAUCGCAAUGAUGCAAGCUAUUCCUGCUGUGGAGAAUGGCCAUUUUGAUCCAAGGAGAAGGAACUUUGACCAAGGGAAACGAUGGACGAACAGAAAAACAAGCUUGGCUCAAAAUACAGAUGAAAUCAGGAGAACUGUAUAUGUCUCAGACAUUGAUCAACAGGCUACCGAGGAGCAACUUGCCUCUCUCUUUCUUUUUUGUGGCCAGGUUGUUGAUUGUCGUAUUUGCGGCGACAGUAAAUCUAUUCUUCGUUUUGCGUUCAUUGAGUUCACUGAUGAAGAGGGAGCUAGGUCUGCUUUAAGUAUUUCGGGUACUCUGUUUGGGUCUCAUCCUAUUAAGGUUCUUCCCUCCAAAACAGCUAUUGCCCCUGUUGACCCGAGUUUCCUCCCAAGGUCUGAGGAAGAGCGCAAGAAAUGUGUGAAGACUGUCUACUGUACUAAUAUUGACAAGGAGGUCACACAAAGGGAGCUGAGACAUUUCUUUAGAACAGCCUGUGGGGAGAUUCAACAUUUAAGACUUCUUGGAGACUAUCAUCACCAGACCCGCAUUGCUUUUAUUGAAUUUACCCUGGCGGAAAGUGCAAUCUCUGCUCUUAAUUGCAGCGGUGUUGUCUUGGGUGGGCUCCGUGUAAGGGUAAGCCCGUCUAAGACGCCAGUAAGGCCUCACCCCAAUGAUUUAACUAGAGUUUAAUCACAGCCCGAUCACAGAGAUAAGGUCAAGAAGAGAAAGAGAGAACAAAACUCAUUUUAAGAUAUACUUAGUCGUUUUCUGUUCGUAUAAACUUCCUCUUGUUUCUUUACUUGGCAGGUCUCUUUAGAUCCCUCAGAA
Messenger RNA from Raphanus sativus (radish), 1146 nucleotides. RefSeq names its product polyadenylate-binding protein-interacting protein 13. NCBI's taxonomy places the organism in Eukaryota, Viridiplantae, Streptophyta, Magnoliopsida, Brassicales, Brassicaceae. The record is from RefSeq and is a predicted model, not a curated record. The coding region runs from base 1 to 1008 and encodes 335 amino acids. The transcript is spliced from 10 exons. Gene Ontology annotation, molecular function: RNA binding.